AUGUUAGCGCACGCUUUCAACUUUCAUUUCAAACACUUUUUAACCCUAACCCUCACACUCCGCUUCCUUCUUUUCCCGCCUCGCCUUCUUCAAGAGCGCACUUUGCGUCCUGUUUUCUUCUUCCUCUCUGACUUACCAUUCCUACGAUUUUGGUAUCACUUUCAUGUUUUGUUUACCAAGAAAUCAUUUUCUGUUUGCUUGAGAUAUUUUUCCAUUCUUUACAGACUUCAUUUCCUUCUUCUUUUGACCGUUCCAGAUUUCUUUCUUUUAACUUCUUCCCACAGUAUUUUCUUUCUUUCUUUCUUUCUUUCUUUCUUUUCUUUUUUCCAAUAUUUGUUUUUUUCUAGUCAUAUUUGUUUGUGUGUUUCUUUCUUUCUUUCUUUCUUUCUUUCUUUCUUUCUUUCUAAUAUUUAUGUUCGUGAUUUCUCUCUCUUUAUACUUAUUGUUAUCGCUGUCAUUGUUCUCCACCCCGGCUCCACCUCCUUUUCCUUCUUAUUCAUCAUCAUAAUCGUGACCAUGAGCAUCAUAAUCCUUAUAAUCUUCUCUUUUUUAUUUCCUAUUUUCCUUUCUUUCUUUUUUUUUCUUUUCAUCUUUUGA
Messenger RNA from Acanthosepion pharaonis, 597 nucleotides. Lineage: Eukaryota; Metazoa; Mollusca; Cephalopoda; Sepiida; Sepiidae. The record is from the annotation of a GenBank genome assembly.